UAUACGCCCCUGACUCCAUGCUGUCCUUUCUGAAAUUCUCAAAAUCAAAACAUUACAAUUUGUAUCCUUUGUGUUCUUUGUGUUUGUGAAAUAGCAAAAAAAUAAAACUAAUAAUUUCAUUUAUUUCGUUAUAAAGUGUUUUUUAAAUACAUUAAAAUCACGUUCCACGGAAAGGAAUGUUUUAAAAUAAUUGUACAAAACAGAAAGUUUUUAAAAUUUCAACAUAAACAAAUUUUAUCAAAUGAAACAAAAAUGAAGACAGGACAAAUAAAAUGCAGAAAGGAAGAAUUAGAUCUUGGAAUUACAUUAAACGGUGGACAAAGUUUCAGGUGGGUCAGUUUGGAAAAUGAAAAAGCUUUUAGAGGAGUUUUCGCGGGACAAGUUUGGACUUUAGCACAAGAUGACUAUAAUCUUCAUUACACAAUACAUGGACUUUCGGAAGAUAUAAAUUGCGAAAAACUAUUAUCAGACUAUUUUCGUUUCGAUGUGUCAUUGAAGGAGAAUCUAGAAAAAUGGUCAGCUACCGAUAAACAUUUCAAAAAAGCCCUUGAAAAAGUUGAUGGAGUGAGAAUUUUAAAUCAAGAUGUCGUUGAGAAUCUUUUCUCUUUUAUCUGUAGUUCAAAUAAUAAUAUCGUUCGAAUUUCCAGUAUGGUUGAGAAACUAAGUCGUUUCUUUGGUGAAAAAAUCUGCGAUCUCGACGGUAAGGAAUAUUACGAUUUUCCAAAAAUCAAUUCACUUGCUGCGGACAAUGUUGAAUCGAUAUUGCGAAAAGAGGGCUUUGGAUAUCGAGCAUCUUAUAUUGCGAAUACGGCGAAACAAUUAUUGACUUUAGGCGGACGUAAAUGGCUGACAGAUUUUCAUAAAGACAGUUCAACGUACGAAUUGGCAAAGGAAAAUCUCGUAACUCUAUCUGGAGUUGGUCCAAAGGUUGCCGAUUGCAUUUGCCUAAUGUCUCUGGGACAUUUAGAGGCAAUUCCAGUUGACACACACAUUUAUCAAGUCGCCAUGGCUAAUUAUAUGCCUCAUUUAAAAAAGCAAAAAAGCGUCACGCCGAAAGUUCAUCAAGAAGUCAGCGAAUGUUUACGAGAAUUAUGGGGUCCUCUCGCCGGAUGGGCUCAGGCAAUUGUUUUUUGUGCAAAAAUCAACAAUCAAUCAUCGUCCCAGUCAAAGGAGAAGACAAAACGAAAAAGUGGCGGUGUAUUGAAGAAAGCGAAGAAGAAACUUAAGGAAAGUUGAAUCAAACUCAAAUAUUAGAGGUAAAGGAAAAGAAAAUAAUAACAGCUGUUUUUCUUAUUUAAAAUUAAUUUAUAAAUUAUUUUUUGAUACAAUAAAAUUUUUUUUUUUCUAAAA
Molecule: messenger RNA, 1350 nt
Organism: Leptopilina heterotoma
Lineage: Eukaryota; Metazoa; Arthropoda; Insecta; Hymenoptera; Figitidae
Gene: Ogg1
Product: N-glycosylase/DNA lyase
Exons: 3
Coding region: 253-1236 (327 amino acids)
Biological process (GO): base-excision repair; base-excision repair, AP site formation; nucleotide-excision repair
Cellular component (GO): nucleus
Molecular function (GO): 8-oxo-7,8-dihydroguanine DNA N-glycosylase activity; damaged DNA binding
Source: RefSeq, a predicted model, not a curated record